Musa acuminata subsp. malaccensis (wild Malaysian banana) is the source of this 1319-nucleotide messenger RNA. RefSeq names its product probable uridine nucleosidase 1. The record is from RefSeq and is a predicted model, not a curated record. Lineage: Eukaryota; Viridiplantae; Streptophyta; Magnoliopsida; Zingiberales; Musaceae. Gene Ontology annotation, cellular component: cytosol. Gene Ontology annotation, biological process: purine nucleoside catabolic process. Gene Ontology annotation, molecular function: purine nucleosidase activity.
UUUCCUCGCCGCAAGCUGCCCUCGCUUCGCCAUUCCAACUCCCUUUUCUGCGUCUCCCUCCUCCUCUUCGAUCUCUUUGCUCGACGAGGGAGAUAGAGCGAGGCGAUGAAGUCCAAUUCCGCCGAUGGAUCGCCGGCAAGCGACAGCGGGAGCCACGCGUGUCUUGAUGGCCCCAUGAAGGUCAUCAUCGACACGGAUCCCGGGAUAGAUGACAGUAUGACCAUAUUAAUGGCGUUUCAAUUACCAGAGAUUGAAAUCUUAGGUCUGACAACAAUAUUUGGCAACGUGCGCACCGAAGAUGCCACUCGCAAUGCCUUGCUGUUGUGUGAGAUCGCAGGACACCGUCAAGUUCCAGUAGCAGAAGGAAGCCAUGAACCUUUAAAGGGAGAAGAGCCAAGUAUUGCUGAUUUUAUUCAUGGAUCUGAUGGGCUUGGCAAUAUAUUUCUACCGCCACCGGUGGGAGAAAAGAUGGAUAAAAACGCAUCAGAGUUUUUGGUUGAGAUGGUUUCUCAGUACCCUGGUGAUGUAACCAUCCUUGCAUUGGGUCCUUUAACAAACUUAGCGUUGGCUAUCAAAAGAGACCCUUGCUUCGCAAGCAACGUGAAGAAAAUAGUUAUUCUUGGCGGGGCCUUCUUUACUGCUGGAAAUGUCAACCCGGCUGCCGAAGCAAAUAUUUAUGGAGAUCCAGAGGCAGCUGACAUUGUCUUCACAUGUGGAGCAGACAUAACUGUUGUGGGAAUAAACAUUACGACUCAAGUCAAAUUUACAGAUGCGGAUCUAUCUGAGCUAAGAAACUCUAAAGGAAGGCACUCGCAAACCAUAAGUGACAUGUGCAAAUUCUUGAGAGACUGGCACGUCCAGUCUGAGGGUGUUCAUGGUAUUUUCCUGCAUGAUCCUGUCAGUUUUGCGGCAUUAGUCCGCCCAGAUCUCUUCACGUUCAAAAAGGGGGUCGUGAGGGUGGAAACACAGGGUAUUUGCAUGGGCCACACACUAAUGGACGAUGGAUUAAAAGAGUGGAUCACGAGCAAUCCUUGGACAGGCUAUACACCUGCAUCAGUUGCAUGGACAGUCGAUGUGCCCGGGGUUCUAUCUUUCAUCAAACAACUACUGAUGAAACCGUGAACCGAAAGGAUCAUUCACGAAGUUGAUUUCCUUUGAUAGGCAGAAUCCAAAUACUGAAAUGUGUAAGAUAUAAAACUCUAAAUAGGAAGGUGUCUAUUAAUAAAUUUUCUUUCAGUAAACAAUCUCUAUGAUUGUUUGCCUCACUGAAUGGUUCUAAUAAAAGUUUGGGCAUUAGCAAGCCAGCAUUACAGAAUGAA